Messenger RNA from Lycium barbarum (goji berry), 1257 nucleotides. RefSeq lists its product as uncharacterized. Lineage: Eukaryota; Viridiplantae; Streptophyta; Magnoliopsida; Solanales; Solanaceae. The record is from RefSeq and is a predicted model, not a curated record. The coding region runs from base 211 to 948 and encodes 245 amino acids. The transcript is spliced from 7 exons.
UUAAACAAGGCGUAUGUAAUCAGAAAAGAUUCCCGUAUUUAUCCAAGUCAAUUAGUACCCAAAUUGUUCCGUACAGAUUUUCUCUUCCCCGUCUCUCUCUCUCUCUCACGUUUCUUCUAGCUCCAGAAUUCCAAAUUCGUUCGGCGCUACAGAUUCAGCUAUAUAUUCCACCGCUCACUUCAAUUUGAAGGGUAUAUUGGAUUUGCGGUGAUGGCUGCGAGCGCGAACCAGCCUGCGGGUAAUCAAGAAGGCAGCGGCAAUGGGAAUGGGGCCACCAGUAACGGUAAUGGUCUCUCUGUUCCGGAAAACUCAGUGGUUGGCCCCACACAGGCAGCCCUACGACACAAUCCAGGCCUUUCCGUUGAUUGGACUCCCGAUGAGCAGUCCCUCCUCGAAGAAUUGAUCGCCAAAUAUGCAACAGAAAGCAACAUAUCUAGGUAUGCAAAAAUUGCAAUGCAGUUAAAAGACAAGACUGUUCGAGAUGUAGCAUUGAGAUGUAGAUGGAUGUCUAAAAAGGAGAUUGGAAAGCGAAGAAAAGAUGAUCAUAACUCACGCAAAAAUAAAGAUAAGAAGGAAAAAGUUACAGAUUCUAUGCCAAAGUCUACCCAUGUUGCUAAUCGUGCAAAUGGUCCCCCCUAUGCUCAAUCUGUUAUGUCAAUGGACAGCGAUGACGGAAUUUCCUACAAAGCGAUUGGUGGUACCACCGGACAGCUUCUUGAGCAAAACGCUCAGGCCUUGGAUCAAAUAUCUUCAAAUUUUGCUGUUUUUAAGAUCCAAGAAAACAUUAACCUGUUCACUCAAGCUCGAAACAAUAUCCUCACCAUCUUAAAUGACUUGAAUGAUAUGCCCGAAAUAAUGAAGCAGAUGCCACCCCUCCCUGUAAAGCUAAAUGACGAGCUUGCCAGCUUAAUCCUUCCGACUCGACCACCCUUGCCAAAUAAAUCAUGAGAUCCAUGAGGCUUGGGCUUACCAUAGACGCUUCUAUGAGUUCACUGAAGUUGAAAUCCUGUUGAUUACUUGGAUAAGCAUAAUAAACUAGUCAAGGUUAUUCCUCUGGAAAUAUGCAUUAAGAUUAGUUCCUUUUGGCAUGUUAGGACUCCAUUUGUUUAUCUUAGUUAAUUGUCCUUUUCUAUUAUCUAAUUUUGUGAUUUGAUGUUGAUUUACUUAAGUAGUUAGCUGGGCUAGCAUGUAAAUAUAGUUAGUGUUGGAAGAAUUAUUGUUUCUGUAAAUCAAUGGAUGCAAAUAAGUUAGAUCCUA